This is a messenger RNA of Protopterus annectens (West African lungfish), 10930 nucleotides long. RefSeq names its product REV3 like, DNA directed polymerase zeta catalytic subunit (gene REV3L). Gene Ontology annotation, molecular function: DNA binding; DNA-directed DNA polymerase activity; nucleotide binding. Lineage: Eukaryota; Metazoa; Chordata; Ceratodontiformes; Protopteridae. The record is from RefSeq and is a predicted model, not a curated record. Gene Ontology annotation, biological process: double-strand break repair via homologous recombination; error-prone translesion synthesis. Bases 385 to 9801 code for a protein of 3138 amino acids. The transcript is spliced from 32 exons. Gene Ontology annotation, cellular component: zeta DNA polymerase complex; nucleus.
ACCGUACAUUUCCGGCGUAUUGACGUAUUCUCUCUUAGCAGACAGAGUCUUGGGGAGGGGGUAGUAUGUGUGUGUGUGUAUGUAUGUACAUGUGUGACAGACACUGAGUGUGUGUGUGUAUAUGGAGAAUUUGAGUCUCGCGCAAGCGCUGCAGAAAUUGAAGUGCGGACAGUGGUGGCGCCGUUGGCUGUAGCUCCUUUCUCGGUCAAUUUCUCCACUUGUGUGGACGGACGGGUAAUCCGUUAACAGUGCAUUUCGCUUCGGUUUGAGGGAAGUCAAGUACCCGAAUGUAGACCUUAUAUACACAGUCACAGCAGUGCCUGUGCCCGAUGAAGCGGCACGUAUGGUAACCCUCAUCUUCGCUUUGAAUUCCAGGAGACAAUCAUGUUUGCAGUGCGGAUUGUCACUGCUGAUUAUUAUAUGGCCAGACCCAUUAAAGGACUGGAUGUGUGUUUUUCGGAAUUCCGAGACGCUGAGGUUAAAAAGGUGCCAGUUGUUCGGAUAUUUGGUUCAACACCUGCAGGUCAGAAGAGUUGUCUCCAUGUACAUGGCAUCUUCCCUUAUUUCUACAUCCCGUACGAUGGCUAUGGGCAGAGGCCUGAGACCUUUCUUCGUCACGUAGCUUUUAGUAUUGACAAAGCUGUCAAUGUUUCUUUGGGCAACCCUUCGUCUACAGUUCAGCACGUAUUCAAAGUGACAUUGGUAUCAGGAAUGCCUUUUUAUGGUUACCAUGAGAAAGAAAGACCGUUCAUGAAGAUCUUUCUUUACAAUCCUGCCAUGGUUAAAAGAGUGUGUGAGCUGUUGCAAGGUGGUGCUGUUAUGAACAAGCCUUACCAGCCCUAUGAAGCCCAUAUCCCAUUCCUCCUCCAACUUUUUAUUGAUUAUAACCUUUAUGGAAUGAAUCUGAUACAUUUAGCUGCAGUAAAGUUCAGAAAGACUCGCUUGAAAGAUCCAGUCCAGCAGAAAAAUAUUAAGCAGGAAGAAGUUGCCAAGAACAUCAGAGAAAAAGAUGCAAGUUUGUUGCGGAGUCCCAUUUCUUGUAAGAUGCGUGAUUUAGAGAACUCUUUAAUGACUACUUGCACAUGGUGGGAAGAUGAUCAGAUACCCAGUUCUCUUGUGCUGGAGGGUGUAGAUCGAAUGAGUACGUGUGAACUGGAAGCAGAUGCAGUUGCUGAAGAUGUCUUAAAUCAGCUAGAAAUUGAGGCUCAGAUUGGUAAAAAUCCUGGUCUGCAAGCAAUUUGGGAAGACGAAAAACAACGUCGCCGAGAAAAAAAUGAAAGUUCCCAAAUUGAACAGUGUGAUUCUCAAGAUCGUGGAUUUGUACCAGUAACAAAGAGUGAAAAAGGGUUUCAGAAGAGGUUGAAAACUAUCCUUAAGCAAAAUGAUUUCUCCCUAACGCUGACAGGUUCAGUGAAUGACAGCAGUGGAGAAGAGAUUUCUGAUGAGCUAACACUACAUUCAGAGGUGCUAUCUCCCGAGAAUCUGCCCUGUUCACCAGCCAGUCAUGUGGAAGUUCAUAAAGAUAAGGAAUAUGACCCAGACAAGAAUCCAUGUGAGAAAGAAGAAGAAGCCGUAGUUGAUGAAGAAGCCAUACUGAAUGUAAUGGAAAACAGCCAGACUUUCCAGCAUUUGUCACAAAGAUUUCAUGGCGGUAGUCAAGAUCAAACCAUGAUACACCUGCUGGCUGGACUGGAGGAGGAUGGGUUCCAGACUGAGAAUCCAAGUCAACGAACUAAUCAUCAGGUCACAGGGAGCCGCGGCUAUUCACAGAACAGUGAUGAUGAGGAGAAUGAGCCUGAGAUUGAAAAGGAGGAGAUGGAACUUAGCAUGAUAAUGUCCCAGAGUUGGGAUACUGGCAUUCCUGACCAAGAUACCAAAGCCAAAUCUUCUGAGAAGAUGUAUGAAAGUUCAUCUGAAGAUUACUCCUGCUCAGAGGAUGAAAUGGAGUGGAGUGGAAGCAGUUCCAUGUUGGCUAACUUGUCUAUUCCUCAACUUGAUGGAGCUGCAGAUGAAAACAGUGAUAACCCACUGAACAAGGAGAGUUCAAGGACUCAUUCUUCUAUAACCGCAACAGGGAAGAUGUUACUGAAUACAUCUAUUUUUCAUAAAGAAGCUGCUACACUAGAACCCCAGUCAUCUGCUAAAAUUGGAUUACUGUGUAAACACUCAAGUGCCCUUUCAUCCCACACUGUGACCAAGAUGAAUUUGACAGAUGACUUUGCCCAGCAAAAGUGUAUAAACAGUGUAGAGAAGCAGACCAAGUUCCCAGCUCCUACUGCUCCAGCAGCAAAUACAUUCGCCCAUAGAUAUCCAGUUCCCUGUAAUAAUAAUAUUCAUCCAAACCAUACCUUUAUAGACACUAGUAAGGCAAAUAUUUUCUCACUGUUUCCAUGUGAGGAGAAGAAAAUGAGUGUGAAAAAUGGAGAGAGUAUGGUUUCACAGACCAGUCGACUACACAGCAGGAAAAAACAUGGGUGCAGUAAAAAACCCGAAAUAUCUCCAGGUUUAUUGCAUCAUAACAGUCAAAACAGUAAUAGUCCUAGUGUCUUAUGUAGAACUUCUUGCAGCGUCCCUGAUGUGGUUCACUCUCAUGGCAGUGCCUGUGUUAAGGUACGUGAAAAAGUAAACUGCAGUAAUACAUUAGUUACCGAACCUGUAGUUUCUUUGGUGCAGGAAAACUGUGAAUUUGCAACCAGCAGUAAUAUCACUGCUACUAAAAACAAAGAUGAUGAUGGAGAUGAUGCAAGCUGUGGAAAACUGAGUAUGCAAUAUGAAGUAAUUAAAGCACCUGUGACUGAUGUAGAAAACUCUGUCCAUCAGGAUGCCAGCUACAGGUUUUUCCCAAGUGUAGUUUUGUCCAACUGCCUUAAUCGCCAAGAAAAUGUACAGAACACUCAAAGUCAAACAGUGCAGCCAGUUACCCGACCAUCCAGGUUAAAAUUUUGUGAGAAGAAUCUAAAUGUCAGUAAUCAGGCAGCAUCAGAACAUGGGUCUCUGGUUGUAAAAACUGAAUCUGGUAGUCAUUUUCAUGAUUGUGAUUUGCCCUUAUCUUUGGAUGGAGCACGCGGCAGUGACAGAGCCAUUGGAGCUACACCACCAGUAGAAAGCAAGCUUUCCUUUUCUGUAAAUAAUGAAGUGCCAUUGCAACUAAAUGCUGAUCAAGCUUUAACUUUAUAUGGAAGCAAAUACACACUUAGAACUAAGCGGAAAAUGAACUAUGAGACCGAAGGCAGUGAGUCAGAGUUGAGUUCGUUAAACUCCAAAGUAGCCUUACAUUCACCAACAGCAGAUGACAAUGAUAUUGAAAAUUUACAGCAGAAUCGUAAAAAAAGAAAAGUGGCUCAAAAAGAGCCACCAAUAAUCAUUAAGUAUAUUAUAAUUAAUAGAUUUAAGGGCAGAAAAAAUAUGCUUGUUAAAAUAGGAAAAAUAGAUCCCACAGAAAACCCAGUGGUACUCACAGAGUCAAAUCUUGAAAUGUACAAAAGACUGGCACCUUUAAAGGACUUUUGGCCAAAGGUUCCAGAGUCAUUGGCUACCAGAUAUCCAUUAAUACCAAAGAAGAUAUCUAGAAAGAAGACAAAAAGCAAAUCCUCAAAGAAAAAAUCUGGAAAAUCUCUUAAGACAGAUAAAAAUGUUGUUAGAAAUAUUAAAAGGACUUAUUGUUUUAAGAAAAAAGUAGUACAUGAAUUUCUUCCUACUCCUUUCCCAUGUUAUAACUCUGAAGCUGAUGACUGCAAUUUAGACUAUAGUGAUGUAAUGUCUAAUCUAGGUUUCCUUUCAGAAAGAAGCCAAAGUCCAGAAAAGCCGUCACCUCCUAGAUGUUGGUCUCCCACAGAUCCACAGUCCUCUAAAUUAGCAGUCUUCUCUCAGGAAGGCACUUUAUUGAACAGUUUUGCAACCAGUAGACAUAAUCGAGGACAAAGUCAGUGUGUGAGAAGCAGGAAAAAAUCAGCUUCCAACCCUGUUACUAUAGCCGAAAAGAAUAAUAAAUUGAAGCAGGCUAAAACAGCAAGGGGUGCUACAGCUACUAAUAAAAGGAACAGGCAAAGAAAAAAUGCAAAAGAAAAAAGCAAGUCAAAAACCUGUAUUGAAUUCAGUGAAAGGCCUGAACCCCCUCCGGUGUGCAGCACUGAAUUAAGAUUAACUCUGGAGCAGACUCAUGGUGAGAAUCUGGGUUUUGUAAGCUCUCUGAUAGCAAGCACUCAGAAGGAUGUUUCUCUUAACUCUUCAGUGGGUCACCUUCUGGUGUCAUCAUCCUGUAACACACGAGGAGAUUCAGCAGUAGGUUUGCUGGAAGCAAGUGCUACUACUGAUAUUCAGCACACUUCUGUUUGUGUUGGUUAUGGUCUUACUGCAGGAACAUUUACAACACCACUUUCUCAGCUACAAUGUAGCCCAAACAAGACUGGAGUGGAUGAUCCAAACUGUGUACCUUUUGAGCACACCAGUACUUCAUCCCCAGUGCCUACAAAUUCUCUUGAAUCGGUAGAUAAAAAACAGUCCAAGACAUUAAAUCACACAAGUAUUUAUAGCUCUCCAUCCUCCAAAAUUAUUAGUGAAACAUCGCAGCUGCCUAAUUCUUUGAAAUCAAGUCAGCCAUGUUCUGAUGAUUACCUUCAUUGUACUGUGAGUACUCAGCCAAAGGAUGGGUCUUUAGAACAGCCCCUGAGGUUGCCAGACUUGCAAAUGUCAGCAGUAAACUAUUCUGAAAACAUUUCCCAGUCAGUGAAGAUACCUUCUACCAAAGCCUUAGUGAAUUAUAUAAGGAGUCCGGUAAAACAGAUGGGGUGGGGACAGAAAGAAAAGGGAGACAUUCUAGAUAUAUCAAAUUUUACUCCAAAAAAGGUAAAGCAGAGAUCCCUUUCAGACACUACUGCAGAUGAUAAAGCUGUUGCAUGCUUUAGGAACAAAUGUGGAAAAGAGUUGUUUCCUUUCAACACAGGGCAAUCCAGCCUUGCGGUUCUCAAAGAGUUAUUACAAAAACGUCAGCUAAAGCUCCAGAGAGCCAAUGAACCAUCAAGAAAACCUCAGCUAAACAGAAGCAUUUCUUACCCUUCUGAGCAAAGUGACAGCAGUAAGAACCCAUGUUCUGUUUUGCAGCUCAGCAAAGUACAAGCUUUUGGUAUUUCAAAGGCAAAAGAGACCAAGUCACUGUCUCCUAGACCCAACUCAGAGAAGCAGUGUGAAGUCAAAUUCGCUGAUCACUCUUUAUCUGGUAAUAGUCCUGUUUUCUUUUCUGAUCCUGGGUUUGACAGUUGUUACUCACUUGAAGACAGUUUAUCUCCAGAGCAAAACUACAAUUUUGACAUUAACACCUUAGGCGAGACUGAAUUUUGCAGUUUAUAUUCUGGGAGUCAGUUUGUUGCAGCAGACUUAAGUUUGCCACAGAAGUUUUUGAGUGACGUAUUGCAGGAUUCUACCCCAGGUCAGGUGGGUGAUUGUGACCCUGAGGUCUUGAAGAUCUGUGCACCAAAUUCUCAGGGUGAAAAGUCCCAGCAGCCUUUGGACCAGCCUGCCUGGACAAGGUCAUACUGCUCGAGUCCUGACCUUUUUGAUAGAUCAUCUUCAGAGUCCAAAGACAGGAUUCAUUCAGGCAAAGAGAGCUUCAGUAGACCUCAUCCUGGACAUGUAGAAAAUAGUGUUACUCCCCAGCAUUCAGCAAACAUCCCAAAUGAAAUAACCCCACAAGGCGGACAUCUUCGAAGCACUGAGUUAUCUCUUAUUCAGAUGCGGUCAAGAAGUCAAGACUGGGUGGACUCUGUAAAUAAAAAACCCAGUUCUUCUGGCAUGUAUCUUCCCCUUCAUUCAAGAAACACUUCCCCUGUUGAAAUAAUAAGCUCACCUGAUGAAAAUUAUGAAGAUUCAGAUUUGUCUGUUUGCAGAAAUAAUGGUACAUUAACAUCCACCCCUAGCAGUUCACCUAGAUCUGUCUGUUCACCCUCACAGUCAAAAAAUGGUGGUAUCCUCUCCCGGACAUCAGGUGCUCACAUUUUGAAACCACUGAUGUCGCCACCAAGUCGAGGUGAAAUAAUAGCAACUCUGCUAGAUCAUAACCUCCCAGAGAUGAAGUAUCAAGAACCAUUCUUCAGUGAUCCUACUGAUGCACCAGAAAAGGCAAGGGAAAUUGGAGGCCAUCGUCUUGUAGUAGAAACACGGCUUCCAAAUGGUAUACAAGAAUUUGAAGGAGAUUUCACAGCUGAAGGAAUGGAAUUUUGGAAGACAGUGUUCUCUGCAAUGACUCAGAAUCCUAGACCCAGUUCGCCAGUCAUAAGUGGACACAGUUGUAGAACAACUCAAACAAAACAGCACAGUAAUAGGCCAGGUGAAGAUAAAAAAGUCACAAUAUUACCUUGCAAAUAUGCACCAAGUCGUCAUCGAGUUGAAGUGUGGCUUCAAGCAAAAAAAGAAUAUGAACAAAUAAAGAAGUGCCCCCAGUCUGACUCUGCUGUAGACAAGAAAUAUGGAGCACAGGUAUUACAUUUAAAUGGCAUUGUUUCACCCUGCAGAAUGCCAGUGAUAAUGGUUACCGAACCUGUUAAAGGACUCACUGCAUCAUCUGCUUGCCAGCCCAUGGAGUCCACAAGAUCCAGUCCUGAGUGCAUUUCCCCAUCUUGUAUGUCACCUGUAAGACCUGUUGAAUCAGUUAAAAAUGGCAAUGAAAGUAAAAUGUUGCCAUCAGUUAGUAGUACAUUACCGCCUGAUGAUGAAAAUGGUGAAGAUGGUAGCGAUGGUAAUAACAAUUGUAACUACAGCUCACCUGAUUCUCCAUUGCUGCCACCCUGGCAACCAGUAACUUCUCCAGGUAGUAAAUCUUUCAGUCAAGGCAGUGAUGGAGUGCAUGCCUCCUUAGCUGCAGUAGAAGCUAUCAGUUGUAGAGAUGACUUGACAACAGAGUUAUGUGCAUGUGAAUUGGGAUGUGUAAAAGGAGAAACCAAAGAAUCUGUAAAUAUUUCUCCAUUUAAAAUGAAUGUGCCAUCUGCUGGGGAACCCAGUAUUGUUUGUUUGCACAGUACACCCAUCUUACAAAAGAAGACAAAAACAAUAACUCCAGAAGCAUUAAGAUAUUCACCAGUGUCAGCAGAAAUUAGAUCUCAGAGGUUAAGUCAACGAAAGAGUAGUAAAAAUAGCAGCCUGAGAAGAGGAAUUUUGACAACUCAACUGAAGAAUCAGUUUGCUGGAUUGAACUGUCCAAAGAAAGAGUCAUCACAAAUUGAAGGACCUUCAUUAAACAAUUCCUAUGGUUUUAAAGUUAGUUUACAAAACUUGCAGGAAGCAAAAGCACUACAUGAGAUCCAGCAUCUGAGUCUCUUCAGUAUGGAACUACAUGCCCGUAACAGACGUGAUCUGGAGCCAGAUCCUGAGUUUGACCCUAUCUGUGCUUUGUUCUACUGCAUCACUUCUGACACACCCCUUCCAGACAUGAAAAAACUGGAUGUUUCUGGUGCUCUAAUUGUUGAUAAGGAUCAUGCCAUCUGCCGCAAAGGAGGCAGAAGUCAAUGUCCUCUACUUGCUCGAUCUGGAAUAGCAGGACUACAGGUCACCUACUGUACAGAUGAAAGGCAACUGCUCCAAGCAUUAUCUGAUAUUAUCAGACGCUAUGACCCAGAUAUCCUAGUGGGCUAUGAGGUACAGAUGCAUUCUUGGGGAUAUGUUUUGCAGAGGGCAGCUGCCUUAGAAGUUAAUCUGUGCCAGAUGAUCUCCCGUAUACUUGAUGAUAAAGAAAAUAUGUUUGUGGCUGAAAAGGAUGAGUAUGGUGCAGACACAAUGAGUGAAAUCCAUAUUGCAGGUCGGAUUAUACUGAAUAUCUGGAGAAUGAUGCGGCCUGAGGUUGCAUUAACAAACUACAGUUUUGAAAAUGUUGCUUUCCACAUCCUUCACCAGCGUUAUCCCUUAUUCACCUUUAGAGUUUUGUCAGAUUGGUUCGACACCAAGACAGAUAUUUACAGGUGGAAGAUGGUUGACUAUUACUUAAAUCGUGUGCAGGGGAAUCUCAGAUUGCUGGAAAAACUAGAUCUUGUAGGACGAACUAGUGAACUAGCACGGGUUUUUGGGAUACAGUUUUACCAUGUAUUAACAAGAGGAUCCCAGUAUCGUGUGGAGUCGAUGAUGCUGCGCAUCGCUAAACCUAUGAAUUACCUUCCAGUGACUCCCAGUGUAAUGCAACGUGCCAAGAUGAGAGCUGCACAGUGUAUCCCACUAGUAAUGGAGCCAGAAUCCCGUUUCUACAGCAACUCUGUUGUAGUGCUGGAUUUUCAGUCAUUGUACCCUUCUAUCAUAAUAGCAUAUAAUUACUGUUUUUCCACUUGUCUGGGUCACGUUGAAGACAUAGGAAAGCAUGAUGAGUUUAAGUUUGGGUGUUCCACUUUGCGAGUUCCUCCAGAUUUAUUGUACCAGCUAAGAAAUGAUAUUACCAUAUCACCAAAUGGUUUUGCUUUCGUCAAGCCUUCAGUGAGAAAAGGGACAUUGCCAAGUAUGCUUGAGGAAAUUCUGAAGACAAGGCUGAUGGUGAAGCAGUCGAUGAAGGCAUACAGGAAUGACAAGUGCCUCACAAGAUUGCUUGAUGCUCGCCAGUUGGGACUGAAACUUAUUGCCAAUGUCACAUAUGGCUAUACUGCUGCUAACUUCUCUGGGAGAAUGCCAUGUGUUGAGGUCGGUGAUAGCGUUGUUCAUAAGGCCCGGGAAACACUGGAGCGAGCAAUCAAGCUGGUAAAUGACACCAAGAAGUGGGGAGCCCAUGUUGUGUAUGGAGAUACUGACAGCAUGUUUGUACUGUUGAAAGGAGCUACAAAGGAACAGGCUUUCAAAAUUGGUCAGGAAAUCGCAGAUGCUGUAACUGCUACUAACCCUAAGCCAGUCAAGCUAAAAUUUGAAAAGGUUUAUUUACCUUGUGUGUUGCAAUCCAAGAAGAGAUAUGUUGGUUAUAUGUAUGAAACGCUAGAUCAGAAGGACCCAGUGUUCGAUGCUAAGGGGAUAGAGACAGUCCGAAGGGAUUCCUGCCCUGCUGCAGCAAAGAUACUUGAACGUUCAUUAAAGCUGCUGUUUGAAACUCGAGAUAUCAGUUUGAUUAAGCAGUAUGUUCAGAGACAGUGCUUGAAGCUGCUAGAGGGAAAAGCCAGUAUACAGGACUUCAUUUUUGCCAAGGAAUACAGAGGGCUUCAUUCAUAUAGGCCUGGUGCCUGUGUCCCAGCACUUGAGCUCACUAGGAGAAUGCUUUCAUAUGAUCGUCGUUUAGAACCACGAGUUGGAGAAAGAGUACCAUAUGUUAUCGUUUAUGGCAUGCCUGGAGUUGCUCUAAUACAGCUAGUAAGACGACCCACUGAAGUUUUGAAGGAUCCCAGCAUAAGACUUAAUGCAACUUACUACAUCACCAAACAAAUCCUUCCCCCACUGGACAGGAUUUUCACAUUGAUAGGUGUUGAUGUUUUUAGCUGGUAUCAUGAGUUGCCAAAAGUCCAGAAGGCUUGUUCCACUGCUUGCCAUGAUCAAGAAGGUCGAAAAGGAACAAUUUCUCAGUACUUUACUACUUUGCACUGCCCAAUUUGUGAUGAACUGACACAACAUGGUAUCUGUAAUAAAUGCAGGAGCCAGCCCCAGCAAGUAGCAGUCAUCCUUAAUCAAGGGAUUAGAGAACUAGAACGCAAACAGGAUCAGCUUCUUAAGAUAUGCAAGAACUGCACAGGGUGCUUUGAGCAGCAAAUCCCUUGUGUCUCUCUUAAUUGUCCAGUACUUUUUAAGCUCUCAACAGUGAAUCGAGAACUGUCAAAGGCACCUUAUCUCCGUCAGCUGUUGGAUCAGUUUUAGUUCUGUUCUCAAGGACUCCAGGUGCUAAUUUUUAAGAGUAUACUACACUAAACUUCAUAUGGUGCUUUAAGUCUUUCCAUUUCAUUUAGUCGACUUCUAGUUGCUAACUACUGGGAAGCAGCGAAAAUGGAUCUUCCUUCUAUGAGGUUUGGACAAGUUAUAGUUUAAAACGCACACACCACUGCAGCCUGCAUUUUUAUUAAAAUGUAUAGUAUAUUGUUAAGAGUCAGCCUUUUAGCUAUUUGCCUUUUGUAUUAUAUAUGUUACAGUACAAUUCUGUCACCUUGUAAAUCCACUGAAGACAGAAUUAAUAUUUGUUUAUUCAUGGGUUACUUUUGAAGCCCUUUCAGAUGCUUGAAAGUCUAAUAUUAGAAUUCCGGAGAAAAUGUUAAUUUCCCAUAUUUGUACAGUGUUGACAGACUGUACAACUUAUUGAGUCAUUGUUUUUUUUAUAUUACUAGGACUGCAAAUAUUUGUAAAUAAGUCAACCUUUUUCCUGUUCUCAAAUUUUUAAGUGCCAGAACUUAUUUAAUAAAUAAAUUGACUUUAUACCAGUUUAUUUGCAUUGAAACACUUUAUCAUGACACACCUCUUUCCCUUGACCCCACUACCGCAGAGGGUUUUGUACACUGUGCAGUAUUUUUUAUUUUUUUAUUUUGUCGACUGUGCAGCCAGCCAAUAAUUUUUCUGUGUAGCAUUAAAAAUGGUUAUGUUCUGCAUUAGUUGAUGUUAUGUAGCACACCGUACCACAUUUGCAGUUUUUGUGCUUGCUUGUCAGUUGGGCAUUGUGAAGAUGUAUGCACAGAGAAAAUGUGUUAUAAUACUGUUUGGGACUGUUGCAAUACCCUAAAUUUAUGAAAAGAGUAUAUGUUAUUUCAUUAUGCAUAUUUGUUUUGUAUAGAUGUUUCUAUGGCUUUUAAUAUGCGUAAUUUUUUUUCUCAACAUAUGUACAGUUGAAAAUUAUUUUGCAAGCAUCAUGUACACAAACUGUGUAUUUACAAUAUUUGUAAAACUGUAUAAAAUGAAAAUAUUAAUUAUGUGAUUGGUGAUUUUUUUAACUGGAAAUUGUUCCAUUUUAAAUAUUAUUAAUCUUGAAAUCAUAAAAAUAAAGUAUUAACAAUGCUUACUA